Messenger RNA from Alternaria atra, 201 nucleotides. RefSeq lists its product as uncharacterized. The record is from RefSeq and is a predicted model, not a curated record. Lineage: Eukaryota; Fungi; Ascomycota; Dothideomycetes; Pleosporales; Pleosporaceae. The coding region runs from base 1 to 201 and encodes 66 amino acids. The transcript has a single exon.
AUGUGGGUUAUUGUCGUCUGCAUUACCGCUUGCAAUGCAAGAUUUGCAAAGGAACACACCAACAAGGCUGCCGGCUACAAUGUCGUCUGGAUCAUGGUCGAGUUCGCAAGGGUCUGGUUCGUCUUCCCUGAGACCAAGGACCCAUUACUUGAAGAGAUCGCUGUUAUUGUCGACGGCCCACAGAAGAAUUUACACAACUAG